GGUUUUUGUCUGCCAGCAAAGAAAGGAGCUAACCUAAUUAAUAAAUUAGAGAGAUGUGAAGCAAGUCGUUCUGAUCCUGGUGAUCAGGUGGGUCUUCAUGUGCGCUUGCAGAAGCUGCAGGAACAGGACGAGCAUGCAAAGCUGCUGAAGGAUCGUCUGCGCUGGGAGCAGAGAGAACUGCGCACACGGCUGGAGAAACUGCAGGGCGGUUCAGAGAGGAUGCGUAACGAUAGCCUUGGCUCAGCUGUGUCCUCCGAGAGAUCCGACUCUGAGAGAGAGGACGUUGAGAUUGACGUGGAGAGCAUGGUGUGGACUCUGGAGUCAGAUGGACUGGGCUCAUCACAUGCUGGGGUGGACCAUAGCUACUCUACCUCUGAUCACAACUGGUUAUGACCGUCCCAGAUCUACAAAUGACACGGAACGUGAUUAAAUGGAUGAGGGACUGAGGGAAAAUGUUUGAUGGGCUUUACCAUCGUCACCACAGAACAGCCUUAUGUUGCUGCCAUGCUGAAAACAUCAGCCGGAAACAACGUCUAAGCAUGACUGGAAUUUAUUUUGUGUAGUGUAUUCUUUACA
Sinocyclocheilus anshuiensis is the source of this 576-nucleotide messenger RNA. RefSeq names its product max dimerization protein 3-like. The annotation marks the transcript as partial. The transcript has 2 exons. Lineage: Eukaryota; Metazoa; Chordata; Actinopteri; Cypriniformes; Cyprinidae. The record is from RefSeq and is a predicted model, not a curated record.